Molecule: messenger RNA, 6477 nt
Organism: Letharia lupina
Lineage: Eukaryota; Fungi; Ascomycota; Lecanoromycetes; Lecanorales; Parmeliaceae
Exons: 13
Coding region: 1-6477 (2158 amino acids)
Source: RefSeq, a predicted model, not a curated record
AUGUCGAAGUAUCCUCGUCCACCUACAUUUGGGACCCCUUUCAACCCUAACGUCCACAUGGAACCUCCAGUUGGCAGCUACGAUAAUGGUCUACCUCAAUACCCGUAUCCAUAUCAAAAUGCUUCGUCUCUGUAUGGCCAAGGCCAAAUGAAUGGUAUGCCUAUAGUACCACAUACAAAUGCGAAUACCCAUUCCUUUCGUUCAAAUGCUCAAGGUGUGACAACACCCAGCUCUGGGAACGAAAUCUAUGGAGCCCCAUACCCACCUCAUGGUGGGCAAAUCCAAUACAGUGCCUUUCAAUCUCCAGCAUUCCCUCCAACGCCGUCUGCGCAUGGUGGGCCUUCUUACGAAGCUCAACACUUUACUCAACCUUCCACAAGUUCAAAUCUUCCUUCAAAUCCUGGUACUGUCUUCUCAAAUCUUCAGGCUGCCGCGGAGGUCCAAAGCACGAACAUUAGGGACUCAGAUACGGUUCCACCUGCAUUGUCCGAACUAGAAGACGGCGAACUUGACGACGGAGAAAUCGAGAAGUCAACCCGUCAUUCAAGAGCGAGUACGGCGACCUUUUCAGGAAUGGCGCAACACAAGCGACAUGAGGACGAAGACCCUGCAGACAGAGAAUCCGGUCACCGUGUUGCAAACGCUCCAAAUAAACCGCUUCCUGGGCUCAUUCGAGACUCGCUUGCUGCGCCUAACUCCCCGGGCUCCACUGCAUCGCAACCUCGCCCAUAUCCCAUGCGGAACGGCUUCAUCGAUCAUCUAGAUGAUCCUCUGUUUUCGCGGACGGCAGAGAACACAUCAGCCCAGCCUCAGCUGUCAAUGGAUACCGUUGCACAAGGAUCUAAGGAAGCAAGUCUGCGAUUGGUAGAUCAAAAGAUGGACGAAGCCAAACAAGCAUUACGAGACUUGCAUUCGGAAGGGUUUGACUUCAACCGAAUUGUCAAUGCGGGCUUGAAUCCUGAUAUACUCCGGAAACUCUACACCAAUAUCGGGCUAUCAGUCACAGCUUCUUCAAAUCUACUGCAACAGAAAAUCGUGAAACCACGAGUUGGCGCUAGAGACGUGCCGACUGAAAGCACACCAGGUGAGGCAAUUGUGGGCAUUCACGACCAACAUCCCAAACCGCCACAGAGAGGCUCAAAUGACAGCGUCCUUGGCGAUGACACGUUUCCACAUCUGGUAAACGAGGAAGGCAAGAUCAACAGCCAACCGACUGUUGCAGCGAACAAGAACGAGGAGAAGUCAGUGCAGAGUCAAGCCAGCUCAGCGAAACUAUCGAAAUCCUCGAGUUUGAAUCCAUUAGGUAAAGCUACCGGGAUCAAAGCUGGCGAGACAAAAAUACUCGAUCGCAAAGAAUAUAUUGCCCGAAUGCUAGCAGCUAAGGCUGGCAAGCCCACCGUCAGCGCCACUACCCCUGUGUCCCCUAAGUUAUCCACUAUCACAGACUCGGGAACAUCUGCUCAAGUCCAGUCGUCAGACGCUGCCUCAGCGAUUAUUCCGGCUACCGCUCAGCAAGCACCAAGUGAAUCGGUCGAUACCGCACAGGGAAUUCAAAAUGAAGAUUCGGAUGUAGAAGCGAAACGAAAAGCUCAGACAGAUCUAGCACGUCAGAAGAUUGAGGCACUAAAACUUCGUGAGAGCAUUCAACAACAGGCUCGAUCAACAACCAGCAGUGAUGCAAUGAGACACAGUCAGCAACCUCCCGCCAAAGGUGUUCCAAACAUCCCAGCUGAAAGCUCUAUUCCAACAUCUCGACCUGUACCCAGUCGCCAAAGCUCUUACUUUUCGCCAGCAAGCCAGAAGCCCCCUUUUAGCAUCCCCGGACUGUUUAUGACAUCAGAUGCUCCGGAACCUGUAAACCCUUCGCAACCACUCGCGAACGAGGGCUUCGCAUUCUCACCGCAGACAGUCGGUUUAGCCACCUUCGCUGCGUCAAAGCAAGGCCUUCGUCCACACGCUGCGGUCUCGGCUCAGUCUCCAACUACAGAUGAGACACCGCGCUUACCCGAAACUUCCUUCGAUCUGAAUUCUGCUUUACCAGCCACCAUCGCAACAACAGUUUCACCCAACCGAAAGCGCCAGAAAGCUUCUGACUUCAUCGAUUCACCUUCCACCAGGGUAAAGAGACCACUGGGGCAGCAAGAGGAUACCAGUGUCAUUAUAGACAUUAGCGACGAUGAGGUCAGCAAUAACACCUCGGGAGAUGAAUCCUUAGACACAGACAUUGCCGGUCGUCGAGAUUCUCUAUCAAGAAAUUCUCAAGUCAUUGCUCCAGGCAAUGGCAAUGAGAGACUGGUCAAGAGCCUGCCUCCGCUGACUGAUUUUCCGCCACGCAAGAAAACAGUUAUUAUGACGCCUCCUGCUGCGCAAGUCUCGGGGCAAAGUGGCGAUCUGAAAGGUCUAAAAUCGAAGGAGAUGGAAAUCGAAGUCAUGAAUCGCAAAAUUGCUGAGCUCGAGCAGCGUAUCGCUAUUAAGGCAAAGCAAACUACAAGCCGCACUCACAGUCCUGGAAAUUGCAGUCGCGUGACAACUUCACCACCUCCAGGUGAAGCUCCACAUCAGAGCAACGGCACACCGAAUACGCCCUCGAGCAUCUCAGACUCACGGAAUGGCGAUAUCGCACGUGUCAAGAACGGAGAAUCGUUCGCUACUCUCGCUGAAGGAAAUGAUUCCACAGCAGAAGAGCAGCUCAAUGCAGAGCAACAGUUAGAGGAAGUCGAACUAGCAAAGGCCGAGGCUGAGCGUUCCUUGGCCGCGGAGAUUUCUCGAGCCUCGGCAGCGGACCAAUCGCUUACGCAGAUUGAGAGAAUGCAAAUUCCACAAGCAGAGGAGCAGUCGAAUCUGCGGGGAGAGGAGCAGCGACUCAAAGACGAAAAGCAGAAGCGGCUUCAGGAUGAGGAACAGCGACGUCUGGAAGAAAGCCAGAGUCAGCAAGCGCGCGAACAAGACAACAAGAAUCUACGACAACAAGAGGUAGACCACCAUCUUCAGGAGCAAGAACAGAGGCGGGCGCAAGAGGCACGACAGAAGCACUUGCAAGAGCGAGAACGGAAAACAUCCCUCAGCAACCAACGGCAGGCUCGAAAGACCGAAAUAGAGUCUGGAUUGCCACUCCUCGAUGCCGAAGUAGAGAGGACAAGAAUAAGGCUUGAGUCCUUACGACAAGAAAUAGUAGGUCUAGAAACUGAACUCCAGAAAGGCAUCGAAGGCAGGCAAGUUCUGAUUGAAGAGCUUAACAACUUGUCGCGAUCUGGAGAGGCCCUGCCUAGGCCUAUGGAUCUCGAUUCUUGUGACGUGGGGGACAUACCAAAUCAAUCAACAAGCAUCCAAGAAAUACCAGCUUUGACGAAACCCGCAGCGUCAAUUGAGACAGUCCCCGACUUGGAUUCAAUACAACUUUCGGGCACUGCCGGGGCCGGGAACGGUAGGGUGGUGCAAGACAAGUCGUCAACGCGAACGGCAGACAUUCGGAUGUCAGAUGGAGAACUCGAGGAAGACAUCAUGGAAAUGUCCCGUAGCGAUGUCGACGAAGCCGAGCCCUCUUUUCACAGCCCGAAGCCCUUAACUGAGGUUCAGGACACUUCUGGUUCUAUCGACGACGACGAGACUUAUGAGCCGCCCAGUGAAAUAAGUAUAACGCAACGACAGGAGCCAGAACCUGAUGCUGUCCUGGACCUCGGAACAGCGAAGACCGAUCGACCAGCCGCAAUGCAUAAUCCGCUUCCUGCUGACCAGGAGGCUGAGCCUAUAGAAAAGCCGAGUUCGGUUGAGCCAUCACCGGCCGCCAAUGCUGGUAUGGCGGGUGACGAGCAAUCACAGCGAUCACUAAAUCGUAGUCAGUCUCUGGCUGAUGCUAGUGACCCCGAUGAUUAUGAACCGCCCGAGCCAGCACCAUUAGGUGAAGAGGUACCGCGGCCUACUGAGAUAUCGAGCGUCGAUUCGGAGAAAUCCUUUUCUCCACCUGAUGUUGAUAGUCAUGAUUUCAUUGCGCCUGCGAGCUUCGACUCAACAUCAGCCGUUCAUCAACAGGUGAGUGUGGAUGCCAUUACAAUCGGAGCUGGGUCUCACAGUGUGCAAAAGCUUGAGUCCAACGGCAAAACGGGACAUUUUACCCCAUAUGAAAGUCCCUUGAAGCAAUUCAAGUCAUUUCGGUAUCAUCCUCAGUAUCUUGAGGAAGUCUCCAAUGGCUUUCGAUCAUUGACUUAUAGUCAUACUAUCAAUCCAGAAAUUCCACUUUGUCGCUAUGAGUUAGACGGCGUAUGCAAUGAUGAUUCUUGCCCGAGUCAGCAUUUGAGGAGCAUUGGUUUGAGUGAUGACAAGAUCCUUGUUGAUUUGGGAGCUAAACCAGACGACGGCUCCUCGCCUGACGAAUUCGGCAAUGGCUUGCGAGAGGUCAUCCACGACAUUCGUUCCAGGAAGAUCAGAGAUUUCAACAUCGUGGCAGGAGAAAUAACCGCAUAUCGUGCCAAGUUCCUCGGAGACCGCUCCAAGGUUUUACCCUUGAUCCUUCGCAUGCAGAUUCAAGCACCCAAUCAAUCAGAACCCGCAUGCACGUGUGCAUAUGGAGGAGGCCCAGGUCUGACUGUAUCUCAUCAUGCUCGGUCGGAAGAGGAAGGUUGUGUGGCGGUAGCUAGCUACGCAUCCAACAUUAACUAUCGAAGUCCCUCUCACAAUCAUCCCGGCCUCGGUGUCUCAAUUCACAAGGUUAACAAGCGAAACAAUGGUUCUUCUCCAUACCCUGGAGCCUUGAACUUCACUCAUGGUGUCGCUUCUGGAGACCCAUUCCCCAACUCGGUCAUCAUUUGGACAAGAUGCGGACCAAUCCAAGAUGAUGUCAACGACAACUCAACUGUCUCGGAUUAUGUACCCUUGUAUAACCCAGUUCCGAUAUACAGCGAAAGCGAGAUUGCUCCUCCAUCCACCGCUCCCGUUUGUGUCAGCUACAAGGUUGCAUCCGAUAAUGCCUUUGCAAAAGUUGUGGAUUCUGGCCUGGCGUAUACUACGUCCGAUGUGGAUUAUACCCUUAAGAUCGAAGCCCAGAAUCUCAGCCCGUACACUCGGUAUUAUUAUCAAUUCAGUGUCUGCAAUUCCAAUGUUACCAGCCCAGUUGGACGUACGAAGACAACACCUGCACCCACUGACCUAGUGACCAAGAUCGGUCUGGCUGUGUACUCAUGCUCGAACUUUCCCUUUGGCUUUUUCAAUGCGUUUGGCAAUCCAGCUCGCAAGGACUCCGUGGACUACGUGAUACAUCUCGGGGACUACAUAUACGAGUACAAGAACGGUGACUACGGCUGGGGACAGAGUAUUGGACGUAUUCCGCUCCCAGAUCGGACGAUCUUCACGCUUUAUGACUACCGGAAGCGAAUAGCUACAUACAGGACCGACCUUGAUCUUCUUCUUAGUCAUCAAGCUUUCCCCUGGAUUCCGGUUUGGGACGAUCAUGAGGUCGCUGACAACACUUACCGCGAUGGCUCUUCAGAGUUGAAUAACACGGAGGCCUCGUUCAUCGGGGAUGGUGGAGUUAGUGUUGACCAGCGAAAGAUGAACGCUGUUCGAGCUUACUUCGAGUGGAUGCCUAUUCGGCAAGUUGAAAUGGACGACAAUUUGCGGAUUUGGAGAAGCUUUUCUAUCGGCACACUGCUUGACCUUAUCAUCCUGGAUACUCGACACUAUGAUCGAUCCAUCACCGAUCUGUACUGGAAUACACAUUACGUCCACCAGAUCUCUGACGACGCAGGCCGCUCGAUGAUGGGCAGUCGCCAGGAAAAUUGGUUCUACAGCCAGCUCAAGUCUUCUGCCCAAAGGGCUGCAACUUGGAGAGUAAUUGGAUCGCAAACCGUUUUCUCCCGGAUCAAUGAAUCCAUUGCAUAUGGAAAUGUAGAUCCACUUGAUUAUGAUGCAUGGGAUGGUUACCAAGCAAAUCGAAACAGAACAUUUCAGACUCUGUACGACAAUAAGAUUGGCAACAACAUCGUCAUCUCUGGCGAUUCUCAUGCGAAUUGGGCCACCGACCUCAUCUGGCUCGAUGAGCACCCGUACAAUCCCACGACAGGGAACGGCAGCAUCGGAGUUGAAUUCGCUGGGACAGCAGUCUCAUCGCCAUCUCCUUAUGGCCAAAACAUUACCCUAGCCGCAGCCAAUAAUGCGAGCAGUUAUCUAGUCCAAUACAACCGCGAGCUGCAAUGGUCGGAGCUUUACUAUCGCGGCUACUUUGAGCUUCAAAUCAGCCACGAGUCGGUGAAGGCAAAUUACUUCGGGAUGCCAACCAUUGUCAACCGAAACCCCGAUGAAAUCAGCCUGGCGAACUUCACAGUGCUGAGUGGGGCCAACGCCUUACAGAGGGAUCCAAGUCCUGGUGGUGGAAUUGUAGAGAAUGGUGCGUUGAAGAUGGGCAAGACCGUGCAGACCAAUUCCACCAACAAUACUGCGACCGGGAUGUAUUACAUCUCCAAUGAUCCGGUAGAAGACUUGUGA